Molecule: messenger RNA, 1471 nt
Organism: Mollisia scopiformis
Lineage: Eukaryota; Fungi; Ascomycota; Leotiomycetes; Helotiales; Mollisiaceae
Product: SGNH hydrolase
Exons: 1
Coding region: 431-1234 (267 amino acids)
Molecular function (GO): hydrolase activity, acting on ester bonds
Source: RefSeq, a predicted model, not a curated record
CUGAAGGGCGGGUUGAAAGCUGGUCGUACAUGAUUCGUCAAUCUCCUCCAUAUUAGCGCGAUAUCCCGCCCCACUUCGCAUUUCAUCGCAAUCUUUUCGGACGUUUCCAUUCCAAUAUACAAUACUGCUGACACUUCAAUAGAGCUAGUAGAAUGUACAUUUUAGUCUACAUUUCUUCUUCUUGAAUAAAGGGGUGUAGCUGUCUAUUUCACGUGCCGUAUAUCUACAACUCCGAGGUUAAAUUUGUUCCGGUUCAUUGUGGCCGGACACGAAUCCGGUCCCACCGGCUCAAUCGAGAAUGCCGUUCGUCAUGUCAACCUCACGAUAAUUCUCAGCUUGCACCCAACUUCAAUCAAAGAGCCGUCAAAUUGACCUCAAUUCAAGUCCCAGGGUAGUGCGACAGUACCAUACUUUGCUAGAACACCACAUCAUGGGUGAAACUACGACAAAUCCUCGCCAUAUCACAGCUCUAGGGAGUUCGUACGCCGCUGGUCCUGGAAUACCUCCACAAAUCAAUCGCUUUGCUGGAAGGUCUGGAAACAAUUUCGCACAUAUUCUCGCGUCUCGACUGGGCGCAGAGCUCACAGACCUCACGGUUUCUGGUGCAACUCUCAACAAUAUAUUGUCAGAACCUCAAAGUAGACCUGGUCAUACUUUCGCGCCUCAGAUCGCAGAACUCCCUCAAGAUACCGACGUUGUUCUUGUAACUGGUGGCGGAAAUGAUAUGGGCUAUAUUGGUGGCGUUACCAAAGAUGCCCUCAAAGGCACAUUGCUGGGUUACGUAUUGUCUUGGAUCUAUCCGGUCAUUAACGCUGAGCCUCUCACGGCCAACGACGUCACGAAACGUUUUGUUGAAGUAAUCGAUAGGAUUCGAGAGAAAGCGCCCAAUAGUCGAAUUUACCUCGUCGAAUAUCUGUCCUUGCUAGGAUUGAGCACCAAACCAGGAACGGGCAUCAAUCUGACAGAUGAGCAACUCCGAUAUCAUCAACAAGUUGCUGAGCAGCUAAGUUCAGUCUAUAAGCUUGCGGCUGAAGCUCGUCCUGGCUGCGAGGUUGUUUCUGUGCAUGAGAAAAGUCGUGAUCAUGGAUUGGGAUCCAAGGAACCGUGGGUUGAAGGGUUUAGCUUUUGGACAGUGUGGCAAGGAAAUCCAUUUCAUCCGAACCUGAAAGGCAUGCAGGUUGUUGCAGAUAUGAUUCAGGAGAAGAUGCAGGACAUUCAGACUGGAUCAUCUUAAAGAAACUCGAAUUAAGGAAACUCGACAUCACGUGUCCACGUUCCCCCAUUCUUUAGCCGUCGGGAUUCACCCGGCAUCUCGGAGACACUCACCAUUCCCAAACAGGCAGCUCUCCCUUUCUAUUUCUCAUCACGGCAAGUGAUCUUCUAUCGUCUAUCUUGCCUUCCUGCCCGCUUUAUGCACAACGCCUGGCAAUAAUGUCACACAGGACCACACACGGUGGACGGACGCAUGCUU